UCACAUUGUAGACGAAUUUCAUUGCCUGUGAAUUUUUUGGUUUUAUUCCACGAAAUUUUACGUUUUCCCGAUUUUCCUCGAAGGAGCAAUGAAAGAAGGACGUGAAAAUACUUUCACAUGAAUUCUAGAAUAUUUCGGCGGUCUUUGCAAGUAGUGUUAGUGCAGAAUUUGCGAAAAUACUCCAAAAAUCCCGCAGAUAACCUAAAAAAUCUCCUGUUGAAUAUGCCCCGGGACACGAAGCACAUCCAGGAAGCUCAGAAGCACCGUAUCCGGAUACGGGAAAAGGGCACCAAGUACAUUCCUGGUACUGUGACACUUCAGGUGCUGGGAACCGGAGCUCCGGGGAGUCCUGCAUGCGUUUACAUCUUCACGGAUCAAUCACGGUAUUUGUUCAACUGUGGCGAAGGAACUCAGAGAUUAGCUCAUGAGCAUAAAACGAAGCUGGCACGAUUGGAGCAUAUUUUCAUUACACAAACCACGUGGAGGCAUGUUGGUGGUUUGCCGGGACUUAGUUUGACAAUUCAGGAUGCCGGUGUGCCGGAAGUCACCCUCCAUGGGCCUCCUGGUCUUGAGGAGAUAUUCCGUGCUAUGAGACGUUUUGUUGUGCUGCGGGAUUUGAAAGUGCAUGCAAUUGAAUGUGAAUCAUCCCUUUUCUAUGAGGACAAUGUUAUGCGAGUUGAUUAUGUCCCAUUGAUCCCCAAAGGACGUUCUGAGAUGUGUGAAAGUAUCGAGAUGCCAGAAGCUAUGAACGUUGAUGAGACUGAUUACUAUUCCCAUGAAAAGGGAUCAAACAUGAAUAGCGGGAGAAAUUCUCAGGAAAGUGAAGCUCAGGGAAAUUCUGUAAAGCAGAAGCCCAUCCGGAAGUACGUUGUGUCGUAUAUUUGCAAAUUGAAGCCACGUCCGGGGGUGUUAAGCUUGGAAAAGUGCGUCGAUCGAGGAGUUCCUCCGGGACCUUUGCUUGGUCAGCUGAAGAAUGGCAUUGAUGUGACUCUGCCCAAUGGGGUGCUCGUCAAGGCGGAUGAAGUACGUGGACCAGAUGACAAAGGACCCCUUUUUAUAUUUAUCGAUAUUCCGGAUGAGGAAUACCUCCAAUGCUUGAUGGAGAACAAGCAUGUCUUUGCAAAGCAUCAGGCAACAGCAACUGAAGAGGAGAGUGUUGCAGCUGUUGUGGUUCACUUCACCCCCAAGGAAAUUGUUGAGAGGAAGGAAUAUAUAGAAUUUAUGGAUGAUUUCACGCCCAGCACGAAACACAUCAUCCUCAAUGAGAGCAACAAUUCUUCCGGGAAUAUUUCUGUACACCGAAUCCAGUGGCAAUUGAAUCAACUAAACAAUCUGAUUUUCCCAAUCCUUGCUGAGCAGAAUGCAACAAAUUCCAGCGUCCCUUCCAUGGCUUCCUUCUGUCUGCGUCCACGUAAAGGCUACGACACGAGUUUGGAGCCCAAAAUUGUCCAUGAAGAGUACAUUGAUGAGGUGUUCAAAGUGCAUGGCUUCAGCGACGCCUUGGGCGCACUGAAGAAGCAACAAAUGGACAAAUUGGCCAGGAUUCGUCAAGUUCGCGAUGGACAAUUUCCCAAAUUCCUCUUCCUCGGCACGGGAUCGUGUAUUCCCAACAAGACGCGCAAUGUGAGUGCAAUUUUCGUUGAGACAAGCAAAGAUUCAUCAUUUUUGCUCGACUGCGGCGAAGGCACCCUUGGCCAGAUGCUGAGAUUCUAUGGGAAUGAGAAAGGAAGAGCCAUGCUGAGGAAUUUGAAGGCAAUUUACAUUUCACACCUUCAUGCUGAUCACCACAUUGGACUAAUUGGGAUUCUCCGGGCGAGGCGGAGGUGUUUUGAGGAAUUCCACGAGGAUGAUCGUUUGCUCCUUCUGGCUCCACUGCAAAUAUCCUCGUGGCUUUCAUUCUUCAGUCAACACAUUGAGAAGAUUUCUGAUGACUUUCUUCUCUGCCCAAAUGCCGAAAUGAUCCCUACGCCUCUGAGGAAUGAGAAGCUAAUGGAGAUGGGAAUUGAGGGUGUAUCAACAUGCCUUGUCCCCCACUGCCCUCAUUCCUUUGGGGUAGCUGUGAACUUGACAAAUGGCAUGAAGAUCACCUACAGCGGUGAUACGAAGCCCUCAAAGGAACUCGUUGAGCUCGGAAGAGACUCCACAGUGUUGAUCCACGAAGCAACGAUGGAGGAUGAAUUGGAGCAUGAGGCUCUUGUUAAAAUGCACAGCACUGUGUCACAGGCAAUUGAUCAGGGUAAAGCCAUGAAUGCCAAAUACACCAUUCUCACGCAUUUCAGCCAGAGAUAUGCGAAAUUGCCGAGAAUUGAUGCCUUGGAGCGGAAUGUUGGGAUUGCCUUUGAUAAUAUGCAAGUUACCAUUGAGGAGCUGGAACUCCUGCCACCCAUGCAUGAAGCCCUUAAGCUGAUGUUUUCGGAGCAUUGCGAGGAGAUGGAACAGAAAGCCCUCAAGAGAGCCUACAAGAAGCAAAGACUCACCAAUUCACGAAGCUCCAGUCCAACAGCUAAAACCUAACCCGGGGCGGCGUUUAAAUCUUUGGCAGGAGGGACACCAGGAAGAUCCACACGGAAAGGAUACAAUUCUCAUACGGAUGAAUGUGCACGGCAAGAGCAAACUCCACGCGAUUGUCGAGAUUCAAGUGCAUCCCGGUGCUCUUGACACGCUCCACAAUCUGCGAGAGGCUGUAGUAGGGGACAUUCAGGGGGAAUCCUGCUGCCUGGAAGAGCCGGAAAAACUUGCAAAAAAUUGUAUGUAAAAGUAAAUUAAAGCCAGAAACUCUUCUCACCCUAAA
Messenger RNA from Lutzomyia longipalpis, 2791 nucleotides. It is a transcript of the gene RNaseZ, whose product is annotated as ribonuclease Z, mitochondrial. Gene Ontology annotation, cellular component: mitochondrion. NCBI's taxonomy places the organism in Eukaryota, Metazoa, Arthropoda, Insecta, Diptera, Psychodidae. The transcript has 5 exons. Gene Ontology annotation, biological process: mitochondrial tRNA 3'-end processing. Gene Ontology annotation, molecular function: 3'-tRNA processing endoribonuclease activity. The record is from RefSeq and is a predicted model, not a curated record. Bases 118 to 2514 code for a protein of 798 amino acids.